This is a messenger RNA of Carassius auratus (goldfish), 2353 nucleotides long. RefSeq names its product protein ALP1-like. The transcript has 4 exons. Bases 1118 to 1681 code for a protein of 187 amino acids. The record is from RefSeq and is a predicted model, not a curated record. NCBI's taxonomy places the organism in Eukaryota, Metazoa, Chordata, Actinopteri, Cypriniformes, Cyprinidae.
UCAGACUCUUCUCGGUUUACGUGGGUCGGGCAGUGUUCUAGAGGAAGGGUCCAGGGUCAGAGUCCGGCGGCCGCACAGGUUCCCCUCUUCGGUCCGGGGCACGAGGGGCGCGGGUUCUUCUAGAGGCCGCAUCCUUCUCAUUGGCCACGGCGCUUGCAGGGGACGGACAGCCCGGCAUCCUGCCCCAUCGGCCGUGUAAACGGGUGCGGUUCUCGCCCGGAUCGUGGCUUCGGCAGCUCACGUCUCUGGUGGCGCAGGAGUCCCUCAACGCACUAGUGAUGUCCGAUUCAUGAAAAAAUCGUCAAAUUUAACCGGUUCUUCUUAGAUAACCAGUUGAACCUGUUGGACUCUAUAGCCUCUUUCACACAGCAAUACCAGUAAAUUUCUGUAAGAUUACCGGAACGACUUUACAGGUAAAUUCAAAAAUGCGUUGUUCACACAGUCAACGACAUUCCGUCUUUUUCCGGAAAAGCACCAUUCACACCAUUCAAAAAUACCGGUAAAUUAUGUGACGUCAUUAGUCUCUAAACAGCUGUGCUUGUAAGGUUAUUUGUAAACAUGGAGGGUAAUACGCGAUCAAUGUUUCUGUUGUUGGUUUCAUUUUUGUUACAAACUUUCGCAUUUAUGCAGCUGCUUUUGACAGAGAGACAACGUGAUAGACGACUACAAACAAAAAUACUUAAUUAUAGGAGAAAAAAUGUUGUCGCUUGCAUCCGAAGGCAGAGGCGAUACCUGCAGCUAAAAAAAAAAACAAUGUUUACUCAUAUGGCUACACAGAGGUCUGUGCGACGGACAUGGGCCAUUCCGCGUAUACAUGGGAAAGUGUUUUGAACAAUUUUGAUGAAGAUAUGUGGACGGAACACUUUCGCAUGUUGAGAGAUACGUUUGAGUAUGUGCUGCAGCUUGUGAGACCCUUGCUACGAAAAACUACUGGCUGGCGAAAACCGCUGGAACCCCGACUGAGACUCGCAGUUGUGUUGUGGUGGUACGCUACCCCAAGUGAAUACAGGACCAUAUCCUGUUUAUUUGGCCUUGGAAUAUCAACAGUCUGCAUGCUUGUUCGUCAGGUAACAUACUGUAUGCUCUGAAGGCGACCCUUUGCAAGCGGUUUAUAUGCAUGCCUCAAGGCCAGCGUCUCCAAAAAACCAUUGAUGGUUUUGUUGCCCGUGGCUACAAGAUGUGUGCAGGUGCCAUUGAUGGAUGCCACAUACCAAUAAUAAAACCUCAUGAGGACCAGGCUUACUGCAACCAUAAAGGAUGGCACUCUAUUGUGUUGCAGGCCUUUGUGGAUCACAAUGUAUGCUUUACGGAUGUGUAUGUGGGUUGGCCUGGUCGAACUCAUGAUGCAAGAGUGCUAGCCAACUCUCCCAUAUACCAAAUGGCCGAGGCACAGGAUGGGUAUUUGUUUCCUCGUGAGAAAUCUAUGGUGGUGAAUGGAGAGGAGGUUCCCAUCCAUCUUAUUGGAGAUGCGACAUACCCCCUUAAAAAAUGGCUAAUGAAAGGGUUCCCAAAUCACCAAAAUCUGACACUCAACCAGUCUCACUACAAUUUCUGCUUGAGUUCAGCUCGAAUGGUCGUAGAAAAUGCCUUCGGUCGCCUCAAAGGUCUCUGGAGAUGUUUACUGAAGCGCAAUGAUGUCGACAUAAAUAUCGUGUCUGAUAUAGUUGUAGCUUGUUACUGACCGAGAGAACAACAGAGUAACUUAUGACGUGCAAGCAGUUCGGAGGGCAUUGGCAACACUGAUGAGUUAAAGGAAUAGUUAACCCAAAAACUAUUUACUCAACGUCAUGUAAUUGUAAACCUGCAUGAAGUUCUUCUUUCUACUUCUGUAGCAAGAAAAAUAUAAUAUGGAAGUCAAAGGUGCCCAACAGCUGUUUGGUUACCAACAUUAUUCAAAAUAGCUUACUUUGGUUCAGCAGAAGGAAGAACUUCAUGCAGGUUUACAAUUACAUGAGGGUGAGUAAAUGAUGAAUGAAAUAUAAAUAUGACUGUACAUUUUUCCAUUUGAUAACAACUUCCUUUUCAGGGGAAUUUCUUAAGGGGACAGUUUAUUUUUGCCUUAAAAUUGUAUUAACUAGGGUCAAGGCAUAAAACAUAACAUUUUAUUAAUGUAUUAUUGUUUAAAAAAUCAUACAAUUAACAAAUUCAUUUAUAUAAAUACAUUUAAAUAUUAUCAAAACAAAAUAUUAACAUGUAUACUUAUUAAUAUGAACAAAUACUUAUCGUAGUGCACAGAAUACACUUGGUUUGCAAAAACACCAGGAACACUAACACUUGUAAUUCCUAACAUGUACAAUUAAAGCAUAUUUUUUCUAAAAUUUGAAGUGAACUGUUUUAUUUUAUUUUAGUCUAG